AAUCUAAAUAUUAUUCUAAUAAUAAUAAUAAUCAUAAUAAUAAUAAUAAUAAUCAUAAUCAUCAUCAUCAUUGUCGUCGUCGUCACUACACCAGGAACGGAGCAUAGCGGCGGAGAAUUGGGGACAUUUCACCUUGCCCCCGCAAAAUAACUCUGCGGAAGAGUAUUCCCUUCAUCUGCCGCAAUAACAGCGGCGAUUGCAUCUGGAAACGCCACAGAUGAGGAUCAAAUGAUAAUUCAAUUUCUAUUUACCCCUUUUUUUAUCUCAUACACUAUUUUUACCUUAUCAUAGUUAAUCGAUUUUUCCCAAUUUUGCCAAAUUACCCGCGAAGGGAGCUGGGUAGCGCGCGAAACACCGCCAUCGCUGCAAUACCGUGCCCAACUGCUGCCUAUCCAUCCUCUUUUAUCUGGCGUCGAGGUUUUGCCUCUCAUCCAUAAUUUCUGAAACCCAAAGUCCCUCAUCCACGGUGUGCAAAAUCCCCAACUUCUGCCCCAGGUUGUCGAGACGCGUAGCUGCCAUCCGAGCUUUUCCCACCGGCGGCGAAGUUUCCCAUCUCCUCGAUUGAAACCGUGACACCCUCCUCCACAGUGCGCCAAUCUCGGCCAUCACCGCCUCUCCCCUGUCACUAGUUGAGUGCAUGACAUGGUCCACGAGGCACUCAACUUCCUGAGACUGCAGAGUAAUGAUGAAGACUCGAUGGAUGAUCAUGUCGGAGACGGUGUGGAGGGGUUGCCGAAAGUUUUCUGACGAACCUAGCCGCGAGGCUCGUGCCUUACAUGAAUUGCUUGAGGAUGGCGAGUAGGAACUAUAUCCAGGAUGCUCAAGAUUCUCGAAGUUGUCUUUCUUGGUGAGGCUAUACCAUAUAAAGUGCAUGUGCGGAGUGAGCGACAUGGCUUUCGGGUUAAUUCUAGAGCUAUUGGGGGACGCCUUUGAGCAUGCAAAGAUUUCGAAGACCUUGCACGAUGCCAAGAAGAUCAUAAGGAAGCUCGGUAUUGAGUACAAGAAGAUAAAUGUAUGUCCAAAUGACUGCAUGCUAUACCAGGGUUAUGACGAAGACCUGUCUAGAUGCAAACAGUGUGGAGCAUCCAGGUGGAAGCUACAGACAAAAAAGAAUUCUUUAGUAAGGAUUAACGCCGUUGUCAAGAAGAAUGGAAAACCUCAAGCGGCGAAGAUUCUUCGUUAUUUUCCUCUAAUUCCACAGUUGCAGCGAUUAUUCAUAUCCAACAAGACAUCCGUGGACAUGUUGUGGCACAAGAGAGGAACUAACCCUGACGGUUCCUUGAGGCAUCCCAGGGAUGGCGAGGCUUGGAAAUUAUUUGACAGGAGAUAUACUGACUUUUCUGGCGAUCCGCGUAGUGUUCGCUUAGCCUUGGCCAGUGAUGGCUUCAAUCCUUUUGGAAACAUGAGUUCAAAGUACUCAAUAUGGCCAGUGAUUCUUAUUCUGUACAACUUACCCCCUUGGAUUUGCAUGAAACAAACCAACUUUAUUCUCUCUAUGAUUAUUCCCAGUCCUAAAAUUCCCGUCAAUGACAUAGAUGUCUACCUACAGCCCCUGAUCGAUGAGUUGAAGCAGUUGUGGGCCGGUGUUGAUACAUACGACGCUAGUGAGAAGAAAACAUUCAAGAUGCAUGCUGCGUUGAUGUGGACUAUCAGUGUUUUUUUCUAGCUUGGGCAAUUUAUCUAGCUGGAAUACGUAUGGCGGGAGAGCUUUCCCCACGUGCGAUUUGGACGCUGAGACUAGGCGACUCACCUUCAGUUAGAAAUGGUGUUGGAUGGGUCAUCAUCGCUUCUUGAAUCAUGAUCGCAGAUAUAGACAGGACCGGAGUAGAUUUGAUGGCAAGGUAGAAAAUAUAUCCCCACCUGUCAAAUUGACUGGCAGGGAUAUCUUGAGACAGUUGGAGGGUGUGCCCGUCUCAUAGGGCAAAGUGCAAGCAGUGGACGGUAAAAGAAGGCGCAGACAACAAACCGUGGUGCAAGACGAGUCUCCCUGGAAAAAGAGGAGUAUAUUCUUUGAUCUCCCAUACUGGGAGAAUAAUAAAUUACGUCACAACCUUGACGUGAUGCACAUAAAGAAGAAUGUGUGCGACAACAUUGUUUCAACCAUGUUGAACGAGAGUGGUAAAUCCAAAGACCACCUAAAAACUCGAAAAGAUCUCCAGUUGAUGGGAAUCAGGCAUGAUAUGUGGCCUCUUGAAGAUGGAAAGUAUCCCUCUGCAGUCUUUACCAUGUCGAAUCCACAGAAGGAUGUCUUUCUUAGGACCAUCAAGAAUGUAGUCUUUCCAGACGGGUACUCUAGCAACAUCUCUCGCUGUGUUGAUUUAAAACAGCGCAAGUUAUCGGGCUUGAAGAGUCACGACUGCCACAUUCUAAUGGAACAUCUAUUACCAAUUGCGUCAAAACAUGUAUUGCCCACCCCAGUGUCCGCCAUCUUAGCUGAGCUAUCAGCCUUUUUCCGACUAACAUGUAGUAAAUCCAUAGAUCCUCAGCAACUUCCUCUCCUUCAGGAUCAUGUGGUCCAUACUCUAUGUCACAUGGGGAUGAUAUUUCCACCUUCCUUCUUCACAGUCAUGGUCCAUCUAACGGUGCAUUUAGUCGAGGAGGUACGCCUCGGUGGCCCAGUGCAUUACCAGUGGAUGUACCCAAUUGAGAGGGCACAACCAGAAGGAUCGAUUACAGAGGCCUACUUAUCCGAGAAGAUUCUCACAUUUUGUUUAAGUUACCUGGAUAAUGUCGACAAUAAGAUCAACCGACCGACGCGCGUUGACGAUAGGCCGAGAGAUGCUCCGCCAAGCGAGAUUGCCAGCAUGUUCCCAGAAGUUGGAAAGGGGUCGGGGCUGCUUCAUAUUUUACUCUAACAGCAACAGAAAACCUUUAAGCACAUCGUCAUGUAUUAGUCAAUUGUAUUGAUGUGGAGAAAUUCUUGGAGUAAGUAUAGAUCAUGAGGUCUAAAAUUAUACAUUGAGCCAAUAUGGUAUUGAUAGUAUUGAGCUUGAACAAACUUUCUGUAUGUAUAGUGAGUUCAGAGCCUUCACGAAAAGAAAACUGCGAAAUAAAAUAAGGUCCCAGUCUCACAUAGAUAGUGUUGUACACAGAGAAUUUCCCAACUGGUUUAGGCACGAGGUAAUCCUUUAUAUCUUAGGAUCCUACUACCCUUUCAUGCUAUGUUGCCUCUAAUGGUUCAAUGCCAGGUCCCAUUUGGAAGCACCAGUCAUUCGAACGAGUUGCAGGGGCUUGCCUGUGGUCCCCUUACUCGGGCUAGACGCUUUCAGGCUUACAACGUCAAUUGAUUUAAAUUUAGAACCAUGUCAAGGGAGAAUGAAUGAAAACAUAGAAUAGGGGUUUAUUUCACUUCAGAUACUAGAAGUUAUGCAAGCAAACGAGAUGUCAACGUUGCUGUUGGCAGUGUCUCGUAUUACGGGAGAUUAGUAGACAUCAUCGAGCUAAAUUACAGUGGUCAAUUCACUGUAGUCUUGUUCAAAUGUCUUUGGGUAGACACCACGUCGGACAGAGGCAUAUGACAAGAUGUUUUGGGCCACACCUGUGUCAAUUUUGCCUCUCCGAAUCACAUCGAUGAUCGAGAAGACGAUGAGCCAUACAUCUUAGCCUCUGAGGCGCGUCUUGUGUUCUAUGUGGAGGAUGAGGAUGACAACGGAUGGAGUGUAGUAGUCCAUGUGAAGCCAAGAGAUUUUUUUGACAUGAGUGAAGAUUAUGAACAUUGUGAAAUCGACUUUCAUCCCCAAUCUUGUAUGACUAGCUUGCCUGAAUUUGAUGUUGAAGCCCUACGGUUGACAAGAGAUUUUUUUGACAUGAGUGAAUAAUCCACUAAUGACGGCGUUGAAGAUUGUGAUGAGGCCGCCAAAUCCUAAUAUACAUUUCUCCAUCAUGCAUGUAGAU
Molecule: messenger RNA, 3894 nt
Organism: Arachis ipaensis
Lineage: Eukaryota; Viridiplantae; Streptophyta; Magnoliopsida; Fabales; Fabaceae
Source: RefSeq, a predicted model, not a curated record